GAUGGUUAAAGGUCCCGUAUGCGUUGUUUCUAUUGCCGGACCUUACAGAAAGGGGAAGUCUUAUGCGCUAAGCGAAGCCUUUAACCAGCCUGAGGUUUUCCCGCUUGGACAUGAAAUGGUGGCCGAGACCAUGGGAAUCUGGAUAUGGAUUGUACCGGAAAAAUAUAGGGAUUCGAAAGGUCGGGAAUUUACAGUGGUGCUGCUGGACUCUGAAGGAAUUGAUGCUGCGAAUGGUGAAGGUCUUGAUGACAACCAGAUCUUCACUUUAACAGUUUUGCUGGCGUCAGUUUUGAUUUAUAAUUCACAAGGUGUUCCAACCAGACGGGAUCUAGAGGGAUUGGACUUUAUUGUGAAACUGACCCAUCGCAUUGAGAUGCGAUCAAAAACGACACAGGGGACCAGGAAAGGGCAUCGCGACUCAGAAUAUUUCCACAAAACCUUUCCUUACUUCAUAUGGUUGCUAAGGGACGUUACGCAAAGUAUUCCAAAAGACUGCAGCAGCAUUAAGGACUACUUCUUGAAAAAGGUCUUCAAAGUGCAAGAUUCAUCGGCUGUCGCUCAAGAGGGCCAGAAAGUAGCAGAAAGUAUCUUAAGCUUUUUCCCUGGUUUCGAGGCCUUCACUUUACCUUCACCAACAGUUGACCCGGAACUGAUGAAAAGUAUCAACCACAAUAAAAGGGAAAUCAAUCCUGAUUUUUUCAGUGGCUUAGAAAAUUUCAAACGUUUGCUUAGGAACGUUCUGGUGCCUAAAAACAGCUUCAAUGAUGGAGAAAUUGUUACUGGAGAAGGUCUUGCAGCAUUGGUUGAAUUGUACGUCCGCGCUAUCAACACUCCUGGUGUGAUUCCUAAUGUUCAGAAUGCCUGGGAUUCAUUUGUAGAGGCAAAAUGUUCUGCUACUUUAAAAGAUGCAUUGGAUGCUUACGAAGUUGCGAUGACGGCACAACUGAAAGAUGAACUACCAUGUAAUAACGAUCAGUUACGUAGAAGUCAUGAAAUGGCACUACAGAACAGCGAGAAUCAUUUUAUGGCUGACACUGCUGGGAUUUCCAUAAACACGAUCGAGAAGUACCUUAAAAAGCUGAAGGAGUUAUUGGGUGAGAGGUUUAACUUGUGGCAGAUCAAGAAUGCGACCUCAACGAGAGAGUUCUGCAAUGACCUUCUCAUUCAGCUUAAACAAACACAUCUGGACCCAGUCCUUCAACAACUUCGGGGUAAAGGAGGGGCCCAACUUUCUUUUGACGACAUCAUUGGCGGAUAUAAUCGGAUUAAAGACGAGUACGACAAGUCUGCAAUCGGUGCCAAAGACGUCAUUGCUGCAGUGUUUUUUGAGUUCCAUCCAGCACUGUUGAAAGAGCAAGAGCAAUACCUAGGGCUGCUGAGGCAACUGAAAGACUAUGAUGAGAAGCUCACACAAGAACUAGCAGCUAAGGCUUAUCAAGAGCAAGAGAAGCAGAGACUUGAGGUACAGUUCGCAUCUUUAUUCUUGGCUGGUACUGUGGAUAGAUAGUUAUAUAUGCCUUAAUUAAGCAAUAGAACAAUUUUUCCAUGUUUACAUAACCUCAUCUAAACACGAGGAGCG
Orbicella faveolata is the source of this 1579-nucleotide messenger RNA. RefSeq names its product guanylate-binding protein 6-like. The record is from RefSeq and is a predicted model, not a curated record. Gene Ontology annotation, molecular function: GTP binding; GTPase activity. NCBI's taxonomy places the organism in Eukaryota, Metazoa, Cnidaria, Anthozoa, Scleractinia, Merulinidae.